Meyerozyma guilliermondii ATCC 6260 is the source of this 603-nucleotide messenger RNA. RefSeq lists its product as uncharacterized. The transcript has a single exon. The record is from RefSeq and is a predicted model, not a curated record. Lineage: Eukaryota; Fungi; Ascomycota; Pichiomycetes; Serinales; Debaryomycetaceae. Bases 1 to 603 code for a protein of 200 amino acids.
AUGGACCCUUACAAGAAUUCCAUAGUGCAUGAAUAUAGGGUUUUAUAUUCCACACGAAUAGUUCAAAAGGAUAAAAAAUGGUGUGACGGCAUCUUGAGGUACUACGAGGUGAAUAACAAAGUUGAGCUCAGUAAUCCUACUCAAUUAUUGCUCGUUAGUGACUUUCUUAGUGGCUCCGUAGGUUUUGUGAUGAGCGAAAUGUUGGCUAGUGGGCACGAAUUCAAGCUCCCGAACAAGCUGUUCCUCGUUAUGGUGGAUGAGAAGAUAGGCUCGUCAGUUAGGGACGUUUCCCAAGCGAUUAGAGCAAGAAACGACACAGUAAUGGUGCCACAGCCAUACAUAAAAUCCGAACCAUUGAUCAAAAAUGAGCCUCUGGUUGAAAAACUUGUUGCAAGCACUCGCUUGGUGACCGAUAACAAGCCUAUAAGGCCACAAGUGGUCCGGAAGGUGGGGAUUUCUCGGCCUGUUCCGCGGAAGAAAAUCACCGUGAAGCAAGAAACCUCACAGUUCAAAAUCCCCUCCAAGAUACAACGAUCUCAUGUCCGGAUCCCACCCAGAUCCUCUACUGUAUUCCAGUACCUAAAUCUAGGCUGCUACAAUUGA